GCUUUCACCACUCACUACUCAGAUACCUUUGAUACUUGCGCCACUCUCUAUCUCAGAACACUUUCCGCAGCACUGAUCUCUUCAUAUAUCUGUGCUCGCUUUCACCCAAGGCGCGCAUACAAAGUCACUGGUGUUGCGUUAUGCGACGACGCCGUUACACACAAUGCCUGCCAAACGCCCUCAGGCAACUUUCGAGCCUAUUCCACCAGACUUCGACGUGAGAGAGCUUGUGGAGUCCACCGACAACUUCCAAUAUGUUGACCGCAUCUCGUGUGAGAUGAUUGAGCAGCAAGGUGUGGAUGCCUUCGAGAAGCUCGUUCUCCUCCACGUUAUCAUCGGAGGAAAGCCGCUUGUGGUUGAUGGGUUCGAGGAUCUCCUAGAUCCGUGGACGUUCACGCCCAAAUGGCUGAUUGACAACCAUGGCGGUAAAGUCGAGAACGCGCGCAACCUGACCAACCAACAGAAUCUUCCUCUCACGAUCCGCCACUAUUUGAAUAAUAUGGGCUCGCUCACUGAGCAGUUCUUCCAGAAAUCGAGUAACUACAAAGACAAGAAUAGACAGCGAAUGUAUCUCAAGGACAUCGAUUGUCCACCGGUAUGGCAUGACAAGCUUAAAGAGCAAAUUCCUGCCGGUGUAUUUUAUUUGAAUGAGAGUACUGGUGCAUUUGGCGGAGUCGGUGCUGUUGAUGAACCCAUUAUUGCAGCCAGCGGCCGUCGGAACCGUGGAUAUGGAAGAGCAGGCGACCUCAUGAGUAGCCUCCCAGCCGACAUGAGGGCCGAGAAUCUCAUGUGCUAUAUCGGGCACGAGGGGACCUACACGCCUUCGCAUAAAGAGAUGUGUGCUUCACUUGGUCAGAACAUCAUGGUCGACGCGUCCACUGCUGUUGGAGAAGAUGGAAAGCCUGAAAGACCGGGCUCGUCACUCUGGUUCAUGACUGAGACUAAAGACAGACACCUCGUCCAGGAGUAUUGGUUGUCGAUUCUCGGACACGACAUUGAAGUGGAAAAUCACUUUGCGCAGAUCAUGGCUUGGGUUUCGGCGCCCUUCAGGACUUACGUGGUGGAACAAAGACCCGGUGACUUCAUAUUGAUUCCACCACUCGCGCCACAUCAGGUAUGGAAUCGAGGGACUCGGACUAUGAAAGUUGCUUGGAAUCGGACCACAGUGGAAACCUUGGAGAUGGCAAUCAACGAGGCCAUACCGAAUGCGCGGAUGGUUUGUCGUGACGAGCAGUACAAGAACAAAGCAAUCAUCUACUACACCCUCACAAAGUACGGCACCAUUCUGAAAAAUGUCAAGCUUAUGUGCGAAGCAAAUCCGGAGAAUGCGUACGCCUAUUCCAGCAACAUCAAGAUACGACAACUGAACAAGGACUUCAAACGACUGUUUGACCUCUACAAGAACAUCGUACUCUCGGAGAUGUUCGCAGUGGAUGGCGCAAAGGAACACCCGGAAUUUCUACCAUUCGACUCGAAUGUUACGUGCGCGUACUGCCGUGGUAACAUUUUCAACCGCUUCCUGACGUGCAAGGCCUGUCCAAGGGCACUUGGCACCGAUGUUGACGAACCUUACGAUGUUUGCAUGGAUUGCUAUGUCAUGGGUAGAAGCUGUGCUUGCACUUCCGACUUGAAAUGGUGUGAGCAGUGGAGGUGGAAAGACCUACUCUACAAAUACGAGGAAUGGCGCCGUAUCAUCAUUGACAUUGACGGAGGUGUUACUGAAAAGACUCCCCAGCAAAUCAGUGAAGAAAGGAGGUACUACGGCAAGAAAACUCUUGCACAGAUAUGUCAAGAACAGUUACGCAUUAGACCAUGGGUAGAUAUCCAGAAUCCCCAACAGCAGGAAGAGAAUGAGGAAGACGAAAGCCGGUUCAACGAAGACGGGACACUAAAGAAGACACCAAAAAAGCAAAGCAAAAAUCACGAUGCCAAUCACAAAGCUUGUCACGUUUGCCUCCAUAAGCAUCCCAAAUGGAAGAUGGCCAACUGUCAAUUUUGUGACCUAUGGUAUUGCUACGGCAGUCUCUACCGCGCUCAAGACCUGCUACCACAGACUGUUAUGGAGGACCUCCACUGGAAAUGCCCACAUUGUCGCCGACAAUGCAAUACUGGACGAUGCCGGGCAGACCCAAGGCAACGACCAUUCGAGCCAAAGGGGACUUUACUAGGUCAUGACACCAGGAAGGUCGCCGAUGUGCGCAGUAUCGAGGCUCUUUUCAACUAUGGCAUCUCAAACCUGCACUGGACGAACGAAGAGGGAGAUCCACGUGCUAGCUCACGACUCAUAGCUCUGCAAGCAGCAGCAGAACGUGCUAAGCAGCAAGACUCGACUUUAGACCCACAUUUUGAAGACGAGCACGGCAUUCGCUUCUCCCCUGUUCACGAAACAACGAGUAUCAAUGGGGGCAUUGAUGACACCAUGAUUGAUCCAGCACUUGGUGGUACAGGUAUUAGUAAAAGUAGUACCAACAACAACGAGGAUCUUAACAGCGAGCUCGAAGUCGAAAAUGCCAAUGGAUUUGACGAUGGACUCACCUCUUACCACGAUGCUGGUGAUUCCAACAAGAAAAAACGGAAACGCGGCGAACAAAUCCAAAUCCAGCUGAAAACAAAGGCCCCGAAGAGACAGAAGAAGAAUGCAAACGAAGAGCCCGAGCAAGAAGCCUCGGGACCAGUCAGUGCAGCUACCGAUGCAACCAAGGAGUUCCGUAGACAGCAAGAACAAAAAUUACUUGCGCAAGCUCGCGAGGAAGACCGCUAUAUCAUAGUUUGGGGUGCUAUGAGAGCUAAGAAACUGCUUGUUAAGCUAGACAUCGACUCGCACAAGCUAGUCGAGAUCACGUCUCGUCCUCCUGCUGGUGGUCUUCCGAUCAGACGUCGGCAAAUCAACAACGGCGCUUCUCGCCAGACAUCUACGAAUGGGGUAAUUCUACAAUCUGAUGUCAACAAACCCAGUCCCAAAUCGGGAGACAAAGCUUCGAAUGGUGGCCCAGCAAAGCCAGUCUCAGCACUAGUUCGUGUUCGUGGUGAAAAAGACGACACCUAUACCACUCGGAAACGGUGGUCAGAGCCGUCGCAAAAAAAGGGCGGCUACCAGGCUAGGACUCUUGAAGAAAUCGAUAUCCCUUCUGAUGGAGAGGUGUCUGAAGAAGAGUAUGCUCCGCGCGCUCAAAGGCGCCGCGUAAUGGAUGAAGAGGAACUUGUCCAGCUUCCGGAUGACUUCAAAGAUGGUACUGUCAAUCGGCGUCACACGACUGGCCAAGUAAGUGGGUCCACGGCUCAGAUUCGACCGCCGCCCUCAAAGCAGAACAAUGGAAAGUUCGCACGACCAAGUCUCCCGAGCAAGGCACAUCUCGAGGCGCAAGCAAAAGCUGCCAGAGAGGCAGCAGCACAGAUGGAUGAAGCAAAUCGUAAGGCAAAGAUGAUGGCAGCAGGUAUGGCCGAUGAGGACGUCCCGAUCACCAUCCCGGACGAUGAUUCGAACACAUCGUCGUCAGAGGGGGAACUGGUUGCCAGGCUGUCACCGCAACCAAAGACACCCACGGCGCCCGUGAUACCGGUCACGAUAGGGUUCACGCCUGUCAACACAAAGCCAUCUGAAUCCCCGCAAGAGCGUCGGUCCAUUUUCGACAAGAUGAAGAACAAGAACGUCAAGAUUGUAGGCAGAUCGAGCAAGACGAAGACGCUACCAAUAGCAAAGGCUGGAGCAGCUGUAUCGAAUCUCAGAGCUGACUCAGAAUCGGAGGAUUCUGAAGAGAUUUCUGCCCCAGCGCCAGCAAAGAAGAGAGGCCGGCCACGGAAGGUUCCAUGAUACGAGACAGCCGCAUGUGUUGCCGAUUAGUUUUCUCCCGCUUUGUUCUCUGACGAGUCUUACUAAAGGAGCCAUGGGUGGUUGUUAUAGUUAGCAUGGUGUUUAUAUGGUUUUGAAGUGUGGUUUGGACGGCAAGAAGAUGGAAAGUGUGUAUCAUGUUGUGCAUAGUUCACACGCCCAGUAUCAUAUCAUGUGAAUGAAGCUUCAUGCAGGCUUUUUGCUGCAAAAUGUGCG
Messenger RNA from Pseudovirgaria hyperparasitica, 4045 nucleotides. RefSeq lists its product as uncharacterized. The transcript is spliced from 2 exons. NCBI's taxonomy places the organism in Eukaryota, Fungi, Ascomycota, Dothideomycetes, Acrospermales, Acrospermaceae. The coding region runs from base 164 to 3811 and encodes 1215 amino acids. The record is from RefSeq and is a predicted model, not a curated record.